Messenger RNA from Symbiodinium natans, 1869 nucleotides. NCBI's taxonomy places the organism in Eukaryota, Dinophyceae, Suessiales, Symbiodiniaceae. The record is from the annotation of a GenBank genome assembly.
AUGGCAGCAAGCAGUGCCGACAAGGGCGGCAUCCUCGUGCGCGAUGGCGAGAGCACCUCCUCCACGCAGCUGCCGGAUCGGCUGAGCACGGGAGCCAUCAUCGAGCAGCUGGCGCUGAAAGGGCAGCGACUCCAGUACGGGUUGUUGAAAGGAACCGGGCCCCAGCAGGGCUGGAUUAGCAUCUCGCUCUCCGGAAAAGAUCUGGCGGUCCCCUACAUUGUGCACGUGGCGGUGCUGCCGCGUGACACCGAGCCGCGAUGUGCUCAUGAGUUGACGACGGCUCCCGUUUCCUGGACACCUGUGAGCCACACGCAGCUGCAGGAGAAGCAUCAGCAGAUGGCUCCGGGCAUCAUGUACCACAUGGAGUUUCCCUUCACGGCUGAGCUUCUGCAAAAGAUGGGACCGGCCUGGCUAACAAAAGCCUUCCACACCGCCCGCUCUAUUCCGGAGGACAACAAGGUGAAGGCCCUGAAGAAUGUGAAAGAGUACAUCGGAGGCGGAAAUUGCGCCAAGCUGGUUUUCGAUGUGGAGUAUGAGAAGGACGCGCCGGAUCUCCACACCAAGCUGUUUGCAAAGAUCCCGUUUCCGCUGGCUGGGAACACGCUGUCGGAUCGGAUGGCCUCCUCUGUGAUGCAGUCGGGCUCUGAGAUCGGCGAGAUCAAUGCCCAGCGGAUGCUCGAGUCGCGCCUCCCAUUCCAGAUCCCGCGGUACUACUUCGGCGAUGUCUCCAACGAGACGUCGAACUGGAUCCUGAUCACUGAGCGGAUACCUUUCGGGCUGAAGGACGGCGACCGCAAGAUGGAUCCGGCUUAUGACAAGAUGAAGGACUGGGAGCUCAAGGGCACCAUGGAAGAGUACUACUUCCUGCUCGUGAAGAAGGGAGCGCGGAUGGCAGGCAUGGACAAGGCAGAGAAGCUCGCACCACGUGCUGCCAUGGCCCUCCUGAGCAGCCGCGUGCGCGGCUUCGCCCUGCUUGCACUUGGUGUGCUUGCGCUUUGGAACUUCGAGGGGCAGACCGCGUUCGGCAAAGCACCAGUCGUAGUAGAGGAGACCGAGGCGUCUGGCUUGACCAAGGCAGUCGCGGAUCACGCCCUCCUGGUGUCGACGUUGCUGAUGAUCGCCUGCGGUGCUUUUGCGUACACCGAGAAGGGGCUGCCGCAAGCAGCGGGUCCGGCCGAGAAGCGCCCGGACUACAACAGCUUCCUGAUGAUCCAGAACAUUCUUUGCUUCGCAUCUGGCUAUGUGAACGCUUUGGCCAUUAUCGACAUGGGUAUGACGGUCUCUCACCAGAGUGGCAACACCAGCCACACGGGUUUGAUCUUGAAUGGGGGCGCAAAGUUCUUCCACUUGAUGCUCACCUUCUGCAUCGGCUCCUUCGUGGCCGGCUUGAGCAAGUGCGACCAGGAGGCCGUGUACCAGGGACGCUACUCGCCUAACCUGUUGGCCGCAGCCUUUGCUACGGUGUUUGGCUGCGGGGUUCACUACUGCAAGGCUGAGGCCGGCCUUGGCAACGACGCAGCCUCCGAGAGCUUGUUGCUGUGGGCCUUUGCGCAGGGCAUCCAGAACGGCAUCACACGAAGGUGCAGCUCCCUGCCGAUCUGCACCACGCACUUCACCGGCUACCUCACCGACGUUGGCGUUGGCCUGGGCCUGUGGGCACGCGCGCAGGCAGACGGCGCCGAGCCGCCCACCCUGCUGAAGGUCCUCCUCUUCGCGGCCGGCAUCUUCUUCUUCGGCCUUGGUGGUGUGGCGGCCAUGGAGACCCACCCCAUCUGGGGCGCACAGGCAGCAUUGGUCCCCGCCGCGAUCAUGGCGGCUGUGGCUGGUGGCCUCAUCCCCGUCAUCAAGACGCCUGCCAAGACCGCCUGA